AUGAAGAGCUCUCCGUCCUGUGAGUCAGUAACAGUCCUCUACUCCCUCAGGCUGCACAGACUUGGACUACACUACAGAGCGAUGCAGAUAAACGAACACACACACACACACACACACACACACACACACACACACACACACACACACACACACACACACACACACACACACACACACACAGUGAGCCAGGGAGAGCGAUAGAGGGAGAGAGAGAAGGAGAGAGGACACAGAGUGUGAGCAGAGCAGCGUUUCUCUGUGAUGCAGCAGCUCUGAAGCUCCGACACUCCAGAGGUAAGAAUUAAAGAAACAUACAAGCUCUGUGUGCGGGUCUGCAUCUGUGUGUUUGUGUAUAUCUUUGUGUCUAUGUUAGUGUUAGUCAGUAUGUUCCUGUAUAUAUCUGUGUGUUUGUGUGUCUGUAAUUGAGUGAGUGUGUGUGUGUAUGUGUGUGUGUGGGAGCAAAGUAAUGAAUCUCUACCCCGGGCUGCAGGACAGUGUUGUUAGCUGCAGGUUUUGUCCCUGUGUGGGAACGAGUCUGUGUAACACAUCUGUGUAUGUGUGUUUGAUACAUGUAUGUAGUUCAUACAUGACAUUGAUAGAGUGCAGCAUGUUAUGUGUGUGUGUGUGUGCGUGUGUGACUAUAAAAGCUUCCUCUAGCUGUGUCAUCGUAUCGCCGCAGUCCACCCCCCCAUCCCAGGACUUUCUCUCUCACAGAGUCUGCAUGCUGAGCUGAUGGAGUGUGCGUGUGUGUGUGUGUGUGUUUGUGCAUGUGUUUGUGCAUGUGUGUGACCUUAUGUUUCAUCAUAUGUUCUCUGACUGCUCUCUCUGAGUUUUGUAAAGAUGAGGACCAAACUAAAAUACGAACCAGCUGUUUGUCUGGAAAUAAAUCAGCAGGGUCCAGGGAACAGUAUGUUUUUUUUCUGAGAAAACAUUAACACAAGCAUCACUCAGUUUUAGCUGAGAGUAAGCUAAAUGCCAAACUCAAAAAAUUAAAAAGCAAUUAACAUAUCCUUGAGAGGAAAGUCUGUCUACCCAAUAAAAAUGAACAAAUAUCAACAAUUAGGACCAAACUUAGAUGAUAUGCUCAUCAUAAAUACAGAAAGAUCUUUAAGUAGUCUGAGUCUAGAACAGUCAAAUGUGUGUUUGGCAGAUUAUUUCAUUGUUGUGACAAUGCCUUUUGACAAUAAAUGGGGAGUUGCCUUCUCGAGGUGGCCACUUCAUGGCCUGUCUCUGACAUCCCCCUUAUAAGGAAUUCUGCCUUCAAUUUGGAAAUAAUGCUUCAACUUGUUUUUGUGGAACACCAGUUUAAAGUUGCCCAAUUACAGGGCUGUAUUAAUCAAGCGUGGCCUGCCAAUUCUUGGAGCAGACGUCCACUGACCACUGUUGCACUGCACAUGCUCACAGGUGCUGAACUAGAAGCCCAAAACAAGAGUCAAUAGCAACAGUAAAUGAGCUGUUUAGCAUCGGCAGAGAAGACGUGGCAUAUUUUUUAUGGGUAUAACCAUAGACUUUAUAGAAUGGACGCCGUCUGCCUCCUCGUUGGGUGAAAACAGCAAGAACAGCACCCUCUGGUGACAGGCUGCAGUAUAGGUCAUAAAUCCCGCCUACUCCAGCAAUCCCUAUGGAUUAAAAAAAUAUAUAUAUUACACAGAACAUAAUUUUUUCUCCCCUCUGCUUGUGAUGUUGACAUGGGGUUACUGUAAGACUGGUUUGUGCUCGAGUAAUUUUUCUCUGUAGCUCCAUUUUUAAAAGUUAUUAGGAGCUUCAUGUUUUCUGUGGUUGACACUUGAUACAGCCUAUGGGCGUAUGAAGAUUGGGUAGCUCACCUUGGGGAUACACUGUUUGAGCUGAGCGUCAUCACAGCGACUCUCUGCGACUCUCCCGCCGAAUGCGUACAACGUUACGGCACAAGUGGUGUAUCCAGGAAGUGGAGAAAAUCCCGGAAAUACUGAGAGCAAUUCGGCUUCAAAAUCAUAUAAUGACGGAAGGAGGAACCGAGUUGUCCAAAGUAUAUACAGUCUAUGGGUACAACCCACAUUGUUUAAAACAAACAAACAACCAAAAAUAUCUAUCAAACACACAUUUCCUCACUUUUUGUGCUAAGUAAAAAUAAAUGUAUACACACGCAUAUAAUAUACUCAUUUUUUAUUGUUUUUUUUCAGGAGGCACCAUGGCUCCUGGGUUGCGGCCCAUCUUGCUGCUGUUUCUGUUACUGUCUUUUUGUUUUGUGACUUUGGCUAAAGAAGGAAAAUCCACAAAGAAAGGAAAGAAAGGAAAACAGGUCGUCUGUCCAUCGUAAGUCAAUACAUCAAAAUCUUUCUAUCUUUCAUGUGCAUCUUAAUAAAGUUGGUUAUUAUGGAAUUUGUUUUUUAGUGCAUAGAUCUAAUCUUGGAUGUAUUUUUUUCUAAUAAUAACCAAAAAUGUUAUGCCUGUGUUUGACAUUCAAACCCACAGACAGCUGUCUCCUGAAGAUCUUGCACAGGUUCCUGCAAACUCCACCUCCAACAUCCUAAACCGCCUGAUGGUCAGCUAUGACCCCCGAAUAAGACCAAACUUCCAAGGUUAGACAUAAAAAUACAAAACUCAAAGAAGUGUGGGAAAACACAUAGAAAACACAAAUAAACCAAGAAUAUGACACAGUUUACAGGCCACAAAGGGGUACAGACAAAAAAAACAUGAAAGAAAAGACCAUUAACACAUACUAGGCUAUCAGUAAACACACAGACAUAUAUUACAAACACAACACUGAGCUAUAGGCUAAAAUGAUGAUGGUAAUAAUGGUGAUGAUGAUGGUGAUAAUCGUCAUGAUGGUGAUGAUGGACACGGUGUUGAUGAUGAUGAUGGGGGAUGAAGAUGAAACACGAAGAGAACAGAAACAUGAGGAGUGUGUGUGCUUCAUUUAAUCUGAAGCUCCAAGCCACAACCAUCCAGAUGUCCACACACACACACACACACACACACACACACACACACACACACACACACACACACACACACACACACACACACACACAUAUGCAUGCAUGCACAGAGAUAAAUUUGGAUUUACUGUUAUUUUCACUUGUUUGACAAAAUAAUUUAAAUUUGAAUCAAAUGAUGAAAAUUUGUGAAAACAAACACUGAAUGAUGUCUAACUUCAUCAAUUUUGGUGACUUAAAUACUCUUAAAAGUAGCCAAUUUUCUGAUGAAUAUUCUGACAUACAAUCUGACUGACAGUUUGAAAAAUUAAUAAUCUUGAUAGAACUAAGUUCUGAUGUGACUAAUAAUCUCUGUCUUUAACUGUUACCACAGUAACCUAGCAUAAUGACGCUACAAUUGCCAUCAGGCUGUUUUAAAGCAGCUUUGAAUAUUUUAAACACAGCAGUUCUGACUUAUAUAAACACACAGUGAGGCGCAUGAAAUUCUGUGAGAGGCCACUAGAGUCACAGUCUGCACAUAAAGGAAUGUAAACAGUAGAUGCUGUUAGGAAAUCCAGGGGAAAGCCUCAUUUGCAAAGGCAGGACAAGUAAAGGUGAGCCAAGAAGUCCUGGUACUGCUCAAAGCCCUGGAAUGCCACAAAAAGUCCUUGUAUGCAACUAAGUUCAGGUAGGCCAUGAAAAUCUUAGUAUACCACAAAAUAGGCUAUUGGUUUACCAGAAAAGUCCUGAUAUGCCACAAUAGUCCUAAUAUGCAGUAAAAACCAUCACGUGCCACAAGGGCUCCUAACACUGGAUCUUGGCACACAACAAAAAUCCUUGUUAGCAACAAAAGUCAAGGUAUAUUAUAAAGAGUCACUUUAAUACACAUAAAUCACAGAAAGCCACAAAAACUCCCUUUACUUACAAGGAGUCCAAAUAAAAGAGCCACAAAAUUCCUGGUAGGUCGGAAAUCUUGGUAUUCCACUUUUUGUGCCACAAAAGUCCCGAUAUGCCUCAAAAGGCCCAUGUUUACCACAGAGACUCCCUGUAUCCCACCAAGAGCCUGAGUUCUCUACAAAGACUCCUGGUAUGUCAAUAAGUCACCUGGUAUGCCAGAAAUCUUGGUAUUCCACAAAGGUCCCAGUAUGCAACAGAAGUUUACUAGCUUAUGCUUUAGAAGGAUCCCAGUAUGAUCCCAGUAUCCUGAUACGCCACAAAAUUCCUGGAACUAGAUAAAUGUUCUGUUAUGCCACAAAGAGUCAAAGUAUGCCACAAAAGUCAAAGAGGGCCACAAAAGUUCUGGUAUUCCACUAAGUGCCUUGGUAUGCCAGUAAUCUUGGUACAUCACUAAAGUUCUAGUUUACCACAAAGUCCUCAGAGAGCCACAAAUAGUUGUUGCAUGCCAAAGACGAAAAUUUGAAAUGCACACUGAAUAUUUGUGGAAUAUAAGACAGUUUUGUGGAUUUUAGAGACUCCGUAAAAUCUGGAUUUGUGCGAUACAAACAAACCUGUGUCUAUCAGAACGGGGUCUCAAACAUGUUGUCAUAAUAACAUGAUAAAGAGAUUGAGCAAAUUGGUAUGUCUAUUAAGUCUCUCUCAUGUCUAUUUGUGUGUGUCAGGUAUCCCAGUAGAGUCCAAAGUGAAUAUCUUCAUUAACAGCUUCGGGUCCAUCCAAGAGACAACUAUGGUGAGUGAUGAAGGAGAAACCUGUAAAAAACGUGGAGGUGUUUCAGGCAGCAGGUACAUUAACAGCUUUAUAUUAUGUACACCUAAAAGAGCUGUUUGUCUUUCACACCAUAAAAAGCUGUCAACAGCCAAGGGGGGUCUGCUUUCCAGAGACAAAUUGACACUGUUAUGAUAAAUCACUGAGCAUAAACUGAGAAGUAUGCCCCCAUGUGAAGGUCAUCAGGACUACAGUCUAAACCUCUGAGUCAGCACAGAGACACACUGUAUAUCAUCACAUACACAGGGAUACUCUAGGUAUAGAGCUGUGAUGAUAAUGUAAGGGUACAAAUGAGCAUCUUUGCCCUCCUUGUAGGACUAUAGGGUGAACAUCUUCCUCCGUCAGCGGUGGAACGACCCUCGUCUACGUCUGCCCACGGACUUUAAAAGUGAAGCUCUGACAGUAGAUCCAAACAUGUUCCAGUGUUUGUGGAAACCAGAUCUGUUCUUUGCCAACGAGAAAAAUGCCAACUUCCACGAUGUGACGCAGGAUAACAUCCUGCUCUUCAUUUUUAGGAAUGGAGAUGUGCUGAUCAGCAUGAGGUAAUGCUGCUCUUCAUCAUAAUUAUAUAAGACUACAAUACCAUUAUCCUCCUCUUCAUCACAUUAAAUCAACUACAAGGCCUAUAAUCCUCUUUUUCAUCAUGUUAAUAUCACUACUGACCCAGCGUACAUUAGCACACUGAAGCUAUUGUGCUAACAUGCUGCUCUGCUAACACACUCUCCCUCUUUUUCCCUCGCUCACUGUGUGUGUGUGUAUGUAUGUGUAUGUGUAUGUGUGUUGUGUAGGUUGUCGGUGACACUCUCCUGUCCACUGGAUCUUACUCUCUUCCCCAUGGACACACAGCUGUGUAAAAUGCAGCUGGAAAGCUGUGAGUACACACACACACACACACACACACACACACACACACACACACACACACACACACACACACACACACACACACACACACACACACACACACACACACACACACAAAUUCUGAAUACUUUACUGAAUCCACCCCCCUCCCCAGGGAUCGAUAGAGUAUUCUGAAUUUGAAACACACAGCUUCACACACAUAUACACACUGUAUAUGGUUUUAUGGUACACAGUGAAACAGCUGAUUGUAUUCUUACUCUGAGAUCUGUCUGAUUGCUGACUGAUGUCCAGAGAAUCCUGGUCAAUGUAACAGCAUGUAAAUUUUAUUUUUUUUAUUAAUUCCAGUGGUUUUUCUUAUUUUUAAAAAGCUGUUAUAUGAGUUAAAAUACAGUAUGUUAUAGUGUGACAGUGAGACAGAGUGACUUGGAGUCAGUUUAAACCAAUCAGUUCUGCAUUUAAAAUAACUUUAAUUAAACUCAACUAGAUGUACUUGACCAAACUAACCGUAGAUAACUUAACUCUGAACUAAGUUUAUUCAACUUAACUAACCCUAGUAAAUAAAACAAACUGUAUUUAAUGUAAUACUCUUCACAUCACUGGCUCUAAUGAAUUAAAGUAACUUUACUUAAUGUAACAUGCUACUUAUUUACUGUAUCCCACUACAGAGCUUUUAACCUAACCAGCUGUAUCAAACUGAGCCAACCAAAAUUAACUGAUUUAAUUGUAUUUCAGUAAUCCAGCUGUAUUAAACCUGACUAGCUGUAUUUAAACAGACAAUCUGAAUUCAUUCUCUAACUAUAUUUCACUUGGCUAACCGUAUUUAACUAACUGUAUCUCACUUAACUUAUUGACGUAUCUUAAUUCAGUUCAGGUUUCUCUGGACCGUCAGCUGAGCAACAGCCAACUACAGUGUGCAAAGAGGAACAAAAAGGGUGUGCUGGUGUUCAUGUAGCAGUCUGAUUAAAUUAUUAUAUCUAAAAAUUAAGUUGUAUCAAUUCAUUUAUUUGUUUGUUACAUGUUUAUAUAUUAGUAAUGAUAAAUAUAAAUUUGUAUUCUUAUGUCAUAAAGGAAUAUACAACCAGAGCCCCAGUGUGUGUAUGUGUCAGUCUGAUUUUAUGAGAAUGUUGUUUUUUAUAUUUGUUUUAUUAUUGGUUAUAAUGUUUUAUUGAUUAGAAUAUAAUAAUAAUAAUAAAAAUGAUGAUAAAUACAGUUUAUUAUUUUUGUUGUAGUUGGAUAUACGACCAGCGACCUGGUGUUCAUGUGGCAGUCUGAUCCGGUCCAGAUGGAUGAAAUCGCUCUGCCACAGUUUGAUAUCAAACAAGAAGACAUCAAAUACGGAAACUGCACCAAAUAUUACCAGGGGACAGGUACACGUUCAUAAUUAAUAGUUAUUAAUUAUUGUUUUUAUCUAUUGGUGAUUAAAAACAUCUCACUUUAUUUCAAAGUUCACAAAAACACAAAAGAUUAAAUAAAAAUCUAUGCAAAAGCAGUUAAAAUAUAUACUCUGCAUGAAAAUAAUAUACAUAAAAAAGACUUAAUACAUAAUAGAUUAAUUAUUAGAGAUAUUAGAGUAUUAUUAGUAAUCUGAAUUUUAAAAAUGUUUAUCAUGUUUACUUGUCAGUUAUUUAACUUAAAUAAAUUUAGUCAAACAAUAUAUGUAAUCUGGAUGAAUCAUAUUUAGACAGUAUAAAUUGCUUUCAAGAAAUCUGGUAAAACAAAAAAAAUAAUUUAGAAAUGAAUUAAGAAAUCAGUCAGUAUUUAGAUUUGAAUAAAAGAUUGAUGUAGAAAUAUUUGAACUACAAAAUCAUGUUUACAUGUCAGUUAUUUAUCCUUUGAGUAAAUGUAGUAAAAUAGUGAUACAAUAAUUUGAAUUGAAAUCACUUUAUUGAAAUAAUCUCAGAAUUUUGGGUCUCUUAGGUAAAGGUAGAUCAGACUGUUCAAUCAGUUUGAAACAAUCACGGGCUGUAUGUUUUCAGGUUAUUACACCUGUGUGGAGGUGAUCUUCACUUUGAGGCGACAGGUGGGCUUCUACAUGAUGGGUGUAUAUGCCCCCACUCUACUGAUCGUGGUCCUCUCCUGGUUAUCCUUCUGGAUCAAUCCGGAUGCCUCCGCCGCCAGAGUCCCGCUCGGUCAGAAACUUCUCAGAUGUUGAACUGAACUGUGGUUUUAUUUCAUGUUUGUGAAUAAAAAUAUGCUUUUAAUUCAUCAUGCUUUUAGAGAGAUCCAUCCAUCAAACUAACCUGUUAAACAUAUUAGGUAAAGAUGUGAUGUCAGCUCUACCAGCCAGGUAUUUCCUGAGUGUGUCACAACUUCACCUGCUCAGGUGUCGAUACCUACGAUUGAAGGUGUUUUUUUUGUUUUUGUUUCAGGGCUUGUGGUGGGAGGAUGACAUGACAUGAGAUGACAGUUGACAAUGUUAUUUCUUCAUCCCCAACCUCAUCCUUCUUCACGACCUCCUCUCUUUCCUGCAUGGAUGGAGGAGGUUUAAUCUGAUUGGCCACCCUGUCAAUCUGAACCGUCACCCCCACCCCCACUGCUCAUCUUCAUCAUCAUCAUCAUGUUAGAGGCUGAAGCUUUUUGUACGAAUGACCCUAGUGGUCCACCUGUCCGUAUGUCUUUAUAUCAGUGUGUUCUCCUGUCCUGCAGGUAUCCUGUCUGUCCUGUCCCUGUCCAGUGAGAGCAUGUCGCUGGCAUCUGAGCUUCCUAAAGUCUCCUAUGUGAAGGCCAUUGACAUCUGGCUUAUCGCCUGUUUACUGUUUGGCUUUUCCUCAUUGGUAGAGUACGCUGUGGUCCAGGUCAGACACACACACACACACACACACACACACACACACACACACACACACACACACACACACACACACACACACACACACACACACACACACAGAGUACCUGCCAGCCAGUAGAGGGUGAUAUUUGUUUCAGUUUUCCCUUUACCCUGAUUUUAGUGCUAAUAGCACCCCCUGUCUGAACCAAGGAGAGCUUUUCAUCACUAAUGAAAGUUGUCCUGCAGCUCUUCCUUUGCAUUCGGCAGUUACUGUUUGAAAAUGUCUGUUCGCUUUAUUUUUACUUAAAAUCAGCUGCUUAACCACGUAGUGGCACAGCUGAAAAACAUAAUGUACCCACAUGAAGAUCUUCAAAACAGCAGAGAACAAAAACAGGUGGAUAAAGACAAUCAGACUGUUUCAUUUGUUUUAGAGUUUUUUACUGGCUCCUCUCAGAUAUUUCAGUGUUCAGUAUUUUAGUUCGCCUUUUUUCCGCCUGCUUUAUUUAGAGGAGCCUGUUGUGUUGGUCUUCCUUAUUUUUAGUUGUUCGUCCCUUUGAUCGUCAUUGUGAUUUUAGAACCCUGAGGUCGGCACUCCCCCUCACCCUGACAGAACAGUUCUCUAUUAAACAGGUCAACUGUAAACAGCCUCUCAGAGAUCAGCUGGUCUGGGUGAUGAACCAGUGAUAGCGUAUUCACACCAUCUCUGAUCUUCUGUCUCUUUGUCUCUGUCUUUUUGUCUCUCUAGCUUUUUGUCUUUUGGUCUCUAUCUCAUUGUCUCUCUCUCUCUAUCGCCAUCUCUUUGUUUUUUGACUCUGUCUGAUUGCUUCUUUGUCUUUUUGUCUCUCAAGCUCUAUCAGCUUGUCUCUUUGUCUCUUCUUUUCUCUGUCUUUUUGUCACUCUGUAUCUUUCUCUCUCUAUCUCUCUGUGUCUUUGUCUUUUAACUUGUUGUCCUUUCUCUUUGUUUUUUGUCUUUGUCCCAUUGUAUUUUUGUCCUAUUGUCUUUUUGUCCCAUUGCCUUUUUGUCUCAGUCUUUUUGUUUUUUUUUGUGUCUUUGUGUUUCUGCCACCAUGUCUCUUUGUCUUUUGUCACUAUGUCUCUUUGUCUUUUGUCUCAAUGUGUCAUUAUCUUAUGUCUCUACGUCUCUCUGUCUCUUUACCUCCUUGUCUUUUUGUCUCUCUAGCUUUUUGUCUUUUGGUUUCCAUCUCAUUGCGUGUCUCUCUCUAUUGCCAUCUCUUUGUUUUUUUGUCUCUGUGUUUGUUUCUUUGUCUUUUUGUCUCUCUAUCAAUGUCUGCUUGUCUCUUUGCCUCUUCUUUUCUUUGUCUUUUCAUCUCUCUGUAUCUUUCUUUCUCAGUCUCUCUGUGUAUUUGUCUUUUUUCUUUUUCUUUUUGUCCAAUUGUCUUUUUGUUUUUUGUGUCUUUGUGUUUCUGUCACUACGUCUCUUUGUCUUUUGUCUCAGUGUCUCAUUGUCUUAUGUCCCUUUGUCUUUUGUCUCAAUGUCUCAUUGUCUUAUGUCCCUUUGUCUUUUGUCUCAAUGUCUCAUUGUCUUAUGUCUCUAUGUCUCUUCGUCUUUUGUCACUAUGUCUCUUUGUCUCUUUGUCUCCCCCUCCAGGUGAUUUUGAACAGCCCCAAACUCAUCGAGGAAGAAAAGGCUAAGAUGGCGCAGAAGGAACAGGCUUUGAAAGAGAAGGAAGGAAAGAAACCGUCUAAUAAUAAAAGUAACAACACUGUGAACGGGACAGGAGGAACACCUAUACAUGUCAACACUCUGCAGGUAAACACACCUGGUCUGUAGCCCUGUCAAUCACAGCAUUUACAAUGUUAACCACACUAAAACAAGUUUCAGCAGCUUAUAGAACUGAAAAAGUUUGAUGGAAUUUUAAAUGAUGACUUUUAAAAGGAUUAAAACACCUUUGAACAUUGUAGUUAUAAAAUUGGCUGAUAAAAAGUCUUACAGAGGUUAUUAUUUUGAUGUCAAACAUUGAAGUCUGCAUGUCUCCCUAUCUCACCCCUUCUCCCCCCCUAGGUUGUGGAGACUCGCUGUAAGAAGGUGUGUACCUCUAAGUCAGACCUUCGCUCCAAUGAUUUCAGCAUUGUGGGGUCUCUUCCUCGAGACUUUGAGCUCUCUAAUUUUGACUGUUAUGGUAAACCUGUAGAGGUUUCAGGGGCGCUCAAGUCCCAAAACAAAGCCAACAAGAAGCCCCCACCUCCCAAACCCGUCAUACCUGCUGCUGCCAAACGCAUCGACCUAUACGCACGGGCCCUGUUCCCCUUUUCCUUCCUGUUCUUCAAUGUGGUCUACUGGUCUGUCUACCUGUGA
This is a messenger RNA of Xyrichtys novacula (pearly razorfish), 10568 nucleotides long. The record is from the annotation of a GenBank genome assembly. Lineage: Eukaryota; Metazoa; Chordata; Actinopteri; Labriformes; Labridae.